UCUUAUACUUACACUAAUCUUUUACACCUCUCCAAACUUUCAGUGAAAACACACACACACACACACUAGAUUUUCAAGUCAUAAGAGCAAAAGAACAAAGCUCAAGAAUGGUAGUACUACUAUUUUCCAAGAAUACAUAAAUCCAAAGAAAAAAAAGAAUCUUGGAAAUAGUAGAUCAAGAAAAUGGAACUUACUAUAAAGAAAACAAAAUGGAUGCUACCUCUAGUUUUUGCCAUUUUAAUCUCCAUUUUCCUAAUCAUUUUCAUUUCUACUAAAACCCCAUUUCAAAAAUCACCCAAUAAAGCUAAAGUUCCAAUCUUUGUUGAAUCAAAGCUACAUACAUCUCAAACUAGGCCUAUUUCAACAAUACCCAGAUUAGCUUAUUUGAUAUCUGGUUCAAGUGGAGAUGGGGUUAGUUUAAAGAGAACAUUAAAAGCAUUGUACCAUCCAUUGAAUCAAUAUGUAGUUCAUUUAGACCUUGAAGCACCAGUUGAUGAGAGAUUAGAGUUAGUUAACUUUGUUAAAAAUGAGCCUUUAUUUGUUAAAGUUGGGAACGUGAGAGUAAUUGUGAGAUCUAAUUUGGUUACUUAUAGAGGUCCUACUAUGGUUAGUAAUACACUUCAUGCUGCUGCUAUUUUGCUUAAGGAAGGUGGUGAGUGGGAUUGGUUUAUUAAUCUUAGUGCUUCUGAUUAUCCUUUGGUGACUCAAGAUGAUUUACUUCAUACUUUUUCAACCGUGCCAAGAGAACUUAAUUUUAUUGAGCAUACAAGUGACAUUGGAUGGAAGGAAUACCACAGAGCCAGGCCUGUAAUAAUCGAUCCAGGGUUGUACAGCCUGAAUAAAUCAGACGUCUUCUGGAUCCCACAGAAAAGAAGUAUGCCGACAGCAUUUAAACUAUUCACAGGCUCUGCUUGGAUGAUGCUCUCUCGCCCCUUUAUGGAGUACCUUUUAUGGGGGUGGGAUAACCUCCCUAGGAUAGUCUUAAUGUACUAUGCCAACUUCCUUUCGACGCCUGAAGGAUACUUCCACACUGUCAUAUGCAAUGCAGAGGAGUUCAUGAACACUACAGCGAGUCAUGACCUGCAUUUUAUAUCCUGGGACAAUCCUCCAAAGCAACAUCCACAUUUUCUCAGUCUUAACGAUUACCAGAACAUGGUCGACAGCAAUGCAUCAUUUGCUAGAAAAUUUGGAAGGAACGAGCCAGUGCUCGACAAGAUUGAUUCUGAGCUCUUGGGACGCGAAGCUGAUGGUUUUGUUCCUGGUAGUUGGUUUGAAGGUGGAGAUGCAAAUGCUACCAUCUCACAGUACAUAUUAAGAAACAUAACUUCACUGAGACCGGGGCCAGGUGCACAGAGAAUAAAAACUCUUAUUUCUGAUCUUUUAUCUGAUAAAGAUUUUCACAAAAAACACUGCAUUUAGUUCCUGGUCGCGUGACAAAAUUGAUUUGCUAUUGCGAAAGUCUCUCAGUUGAAUAACAGAUUAGUCGACAGUUGCUUACUGCCCUUGAACGCGAUGUAUUAAUAAUCGGGGAUGGAGCAGCUAUACCAUAUUCCAACAUAUACUGCUGUGAAGGUUAAGUCAGGAGUAGAUAUGUAUUGUUUUUGUAGGAUACUUGUAUUUUUGUUAGCCAAAGUGCUGAUGAGAUGUUACUAUUAUUGAAUGAGGUACAUUUUUCAAAGGCAUGAAUAAUGCUAUGCUACAGUACCA
This is a messenger RNA of Nicotiana attenuata, 1707 nucleotides long. Its product is annotated as beta-glucuronosyltransferase GlcAT14B-like. The transcript is spliced from 4 exons. The coding region runs from base 184 to 1419 and encodes 411 amino acids. The record is from RefSeq and is a predicted model, not a curated record. Gene Ontology annotation, cellular component: membrane. NCBI's taxonomy places the organism in Eukaryota, Viridiplantae, Streptophyta, Magnoliopsida, Solanales, Solanaceae. Gene Ontology annotation, molecular function: glucuronosyltransferase activity.